AUUAAAUAAAAAAAAAUAAAAAAAUAUUCAUUAGGACUAAAAAGGCUUCCGCAUAAAUCUGAAGGAAAAGGAAGAGAAAAGACGCACACCGAAGACUCGACUCCCAAUCAUCUCCUUCCUUCCUUCUUCGUCUCUGAAACUAAUUUUGAUUCAGCAGCCAUGGCUAAUGCAGCGUCAGGCAUGGCAGUCCAUGAUGACUGCAAGCUCAAGUUUCUGGAGCUCAAGGCCAAGCGGACUUACCGUUUCAUCGUUUACAAGAUCGAGGAGCAGCAGAAACAAGUGGUCGUCGAGAAACUCGGCGAGCCUGGUCAAUCCCACGACGACUUUGCUGCUAGUCUCCCUGCCGAUGAAUGCCGUUACGCUGUUUUCGAUUUCGAUUUCGUCACUGCUGAGAGCUGCCAGAAGAGCAAGAUCUUCUUCGUCGCAUGGUCUCCGGACACAGCAAGAGUGAGAAGCAAGAUGAUCUACGCGAGCUCUAAGGAUAGGUUUAAGCGCGAGCUUGAUGGAAUUCAAGUUGAGCUUCAAGCUACCGAUCCAACCGAGAUGGAUCUCGAUGUUUUCAAAAGCCGAGCCAACUGAGGAGGAGUUAACAUCCCUCCAGGAAAAAAAUAUAUUUGGUUGAAUCCAAUUACUAUUACUGAAUGAUAUGCUUGUUCUUUAAGUUUGCUGUGAAGGCAACCACCAACCAAAACAACUUCAUUUCAUUGGGUCUUUGUCUUCUUCCUAUUGUCUUUUAUAUUUUUUUUUGGUCCUUGCAGUGUUUUGCUUAAAACUUUAAGAGAUUUGGCUUGUGCUC
Molecule: messenger RNA, 796 nt
Organism: Raphanus sativus (radish)
Lineage: Eukaryota; Viridiplantae; Streptophyta; Magnoliopsida; Brassicales; Brassicaceae
Product: actin-depolymerizing factor 3
Exons: 3
Coding region: 160-579 (139 amino acids)
Biological process (GO): actin filament depolymerization
Cellular component (GO): cytoplasm; actin cytoskeleton
Molecular function (GO): actin filament binding
Source: RefSeq, a predicted model, not a curated record